AGUUUAUGAGUGUCACCUCUCGGGGCUCCACACUUGGAGCGCUGGUGUUAAAGCUCAUCACAAAAAAAGCAAGCGACUCCAACAUCCGGUGACAUGGCAGAGUCACACUUUCUGCUCCUUUAUCUUCUCUGCAGCCUGUUUGUGUACCAGUGUCAUGGGGCCUGUGCCGAGGUGGACUCUGACACAGAGGCGGUGGCCGGCAAGGGAUUCAAACUGGGCUGCAUCUCCUGCAAGAGAAGGAGUGAAGUGGACGGCGCCGCCACCGUCCAGUGGUACUUCAGGCCCAAAGGAGAAGCUGAUUUUGUUCAUAUCUACACCUACAACGAGGACGGCCCCACCAUAGUGGAUGAGCACUUCAUGGACCGCGUGGACUGGAACGGGAGCAAGAGGAGCAACGACAUCCAAGACGGGUCCAUCUACGUGCUCAACGUCACCCUGAACGACACGGGCACCUACCGCUGCUUCUUCCACCGCAUCCUGUUCUACGCCAACUACGAGUACAGCACCGUCGUCAGCAAGGUGGUCCACCUCACCGUGGUGAGGAAAGCCACCAGAGGAACGGCUUCCAUCGUGUCCGAGGUCAUGAUGUACGUGUCCAUCAUCGGCCUUCAGGUCUGGCUGCUCAUAGAGAUGAUUUACUGCUACAGGAAAAUAUCAGCAGCCGGCGAGGAAGCGUUACGAGAAGCUGCAAAUGCUGAAUAUUUAGCAAUAGCCUCAGAAAGUAAAGACAACUGCGCAGGAGUGCAGGUCGGAGAAUAGCACAGGCUUCUCCCGUGGACAGCAGACAUCCUUCCACCCUCUGACCUGCAUGUAGACAACUAGGAGGAAAAACUCCUCUGUAUCUGAAGUCUCUGUAUUACCUUUUCCUCGACAACAACUGGAUGUGACAAACAAAGAGAGCAUGGUACCAGCACUGUAUAUAGUACUCUGCGCGUAACAGCAUGUCUUGCACUUACAUGAGAACCCAUUAUGCAUAAUGAGCCACAUUAUCAGAAGCAUAUACUGUACAUACAGUAUUUCUUUAAGUGUAUGUAGUCACAUUAAUAAUAAUAAACUAAGCAGUACUAUGGCGGACUCCAUGAGGCUGAUUGUAAAAGAAAGCUUUUUACUACAUCACCACCACCUAAUGUAUAAAUCAUGACACACAACACACGUACGGUAACGUUCUUUAUAAAACAGGAUGUAAUGGAGUAUGAUAGACUUUCUUUCCAGUUGCUAGUUGUACAUUAAACACAAUCUUAAGAUGUACGAAUAAAAAAUGAAAACAGUA
Molecule: messenger RNA, 1270 nt
Organism: Acanthopagrus latus (yellowfin seabream)
Lineage: Eukaryota; Metazoa; Chordata; Actinopteri; Spariformes; Sparidae
Gene: scn1bb
Product: sodium channel, voltage-gated, type I, beta b
Exons: 6
Coding region: 94-759 (221 amino acids)
Biological process (GO): regulation of heart rate by cardiac conduction; cardiac muscle cell action potential involved in contraction; sodium ion transport
Cellular component (GO): voltage-gated sodium channel complex
Molecular function (GO): sodium channel regulator activity
Source: RefSeq, a predicted model, not a curated record